AAGCUGCCAGAGUUGAAGCCGAUUGGUCUCCGCUUUUCCUUGCCUGUGGCCACUGACAGCACCUCCCAGCCCAGCAGGCCGGCUGCCUGCUCCCCCAGCCAGUCGGGGGGUCUGGGCGCUUGCAGCAGCCUCAGCUCCAUCCCAGCGCUUGCUGGGAGAAACCUGGUGUCCUCACCCACAGAGAGUCUCUUUCUACCUUCCUUCCUUCCCGAUCUCUCUGUGUGCUUUUGGUUUUCUUUCUUUUCUUUUUUUUUUUUUUUUCUUAUUUUUUCUUACUUAAUUAUAUUUGUAAUCCUGGAUGAAGUUGCUGGAUUCCGCAGCACAAGUCUUCAUGAACAAGCGGCAGCACUCAGAGAUUUCACGGCAUUCAGAGGUCACAGAACUGCCACUAUGGUUAAAUGUCUUGUUUAAUGGUUGAGAGGUGUGGCGAAAUCUUGUUUGAAAACCCUGAUCAGAAUGUCAAAUGUGUUUGCAUGCUAGGAGAUGUACGACUGAGGGGUCAGACGGGGGUUCCUGCUGAACGCCGCGGCUCCUACCCAUUCAUCGACUUCCGCCUCCUUAACAAUACAACACACUCAGGGGAAAUUGGCACCAAGAAAAAGGUGAAAAGAUUGUUAAGCUUUCAGAGAUACUUCCAUGCAUCAAGGCUGCUUCGUGGAAUUAUACCACAAGCCCCUCUCCACCUGUUGGAUGAAGACUACCUUGGACAAGCAAGGCACAUGCUCUCCAAAGUGGGAAUGUGGGACUUUGACAUUUUCUUGUUUGAUCGCUUGACAAACGGAAACAGCCUGGUGACACUGCUUUGCCACCUCUUCAACACCCAUGGACUCAUCCACCACUUCAAGUUAGACAUGGUGACCUUACACAGGUUUUUAGUCAUGGUUCAAGAAGAUUACCACAGCCAAAACCCGUAUCACAAUGCUGUUCAUGCAGCUGACGUCACCCAGGCCAUGCACUGCUACCUAAAGGAGCCAAGGCUCGCCAGCUUCCUCACGCCUCUGGAUAUCAUGCUUGGACUGCUGGCUGCAGCAGCCCACGAUGUUGACCACCCAGGGGUGAACCAGCCGUUUCUGAUCAAAACAAACCACCACCUCGCCAACCUGUAUCAGAAUAUGUCUGUGCUGGAGAAUCACCACUGGCGAUCUACGAUCGGCAUGCUUCGAGAAUCAAGGCUUCUGGCUCACUUGCCAAAGGAAAUGACACAGGAUAUUGAACAGCAGCUGGGCUCCUUGAUCUUGGCAACAGACAUCAACAGACAGAAUGAAUUUUUGACCAGAUUGAAAGCUCACCUCCACAAUAAAGACCUAAGACUGGAGGAUGUACACGACAGGCACUUUAUGCUUCAGAUUGCCUUGAAGUGUGCUGACAUUUGCAAUCCUUGUAGAAUCUGGGAGAUGAGCAAGCAAUGGAGUGAAAGGGUCUGCGAAGAAUUCUACAGGCAAGGUGAUCUUGAACAGAAAUUUGAACUGGAAAUCAGUCCUCUUUGCAAUCAACAGAAAGAUUCAAUCCCUAGUAUACAAAUUGGUUUCAUGACCUACAUCGUGGAGCCCCUCUUCCGGGAAUGGGCCCGCUUCACGGGACACAGCGCCCUGUCUGAGAGCAUGCUAAGCCAUCUCGCGCACAACAAAGCCCAGUGGAAGAGCCUGUUGCCCAAACAGCACAGAAGCAGUGGCGAUGGCAGCCCGGACCACAAAGGCCCAGGGACCGAGGCCGAGGAGCAGACUGUGGCCGAAGGCGACGCCCCCUAGUGCCCGGGGCCGGCGCCCUGCUCCGCACACUGAUUGACAGCCUCCUCGCGCAGAGGCCUCUGGGAGGGCGGAUGCUCUGGGGGCUCUUGCUGAUCAACCCGGCCCCUCUCUGGACAUCACCCAGGAGCUCCUCGGAGUCCACCCUCCUCCCACUCACCUGCCUCCCUCCUUUUCCCGAGUGUACAGAAGCCAUCCGUCACCUCAGCAUCAGCUGCCGAAAUGAGCAACUCCAUUCCACGAUGAGGGAGCCGAUUCCAGGGACCGGCUUGGCCCUGGAGGAGACGACUAGGGAGUAAGAAAGAGGUGCUCUUGCCGUGGCCCCUGGGGCCCUGGGUCACACUGUGACGGGCGGCGCUUCCUGAGUCCAGAGCAUUUUAGCCUUGGCCAUCGGACUGCUGAGCUGCAUGACAAAAACACCAGCAUAUUUGGAACUCCAAGGACAUUGGUCUUAAGUGCAAGAGCGCUGGCGAGAGAGAGCGUGAGAGAAAGUACCUUCUAUUUUAAUAAUAAUUAUUAUUAUAAAAUAAUAAUAAAUCUUUUUAACUUUUCUAUUUUGUGCACUAGACAAUGGAUCUAAAACUCUGGACAAAGAUUAUUCAACGUACCCAAACGUGAACAGGGGGUUCAUUGUUUUGUUACGGACUCCAUGCCACUUUGGGUCAGAGAUUUGGCAUCUUCUCAAUUUAAGAAACCACGUGUCCUAUCCGAUGCGAGGGGAAGGUGCUGUACAGUCAUUCCUUUGCACCAUUAGUCAAUCUGUCUUUUAUCAGUAACUCAGAUUCAGUGACAUGUUAUUUUCACACCUGUACAUCUUCUGUAAAUAUCAAGCGCUACUGAUUCCCACGCCAAAAUACAUGAGUAUUAUGGGAUUGCUACCUGUAUAAACAAUGGCACUGUGAACAGAAUACUGUUAGUUUUAAUACAAGAGAAUGCAUUUGUAAAUAUGGUAUAGAGUUUAUUAAUAUACUAUUGUUUGCAGAUAAAGGCCUUAACUUUAAACAUCUUUUCAUCUUCUGAAAGCUGCCCAACUUCAGUCCUCACAGAUGUCCUUCUGAACUGCCUGCCCAUGUCCACCUUGAUGCUUGCCAGCUAAGGUCACAAACCAAAACUGAAUCAAGUCUUUGAGGAAAUAUUUUGGAAACUUCACACGCAUUCCGCUUGAGACCAUAGUGUCUAAUCUAUGGCAGCAAGCAUGGUUUCCUCAGAUGAACAAGACUCAACAAGCCUGAAGUCACUUUCAAUACAGCGAUGUUGCACUCUGUUUUAACAAGCCAGCUGAUUAGCUUGUGUUUCUACGACUCCUGUCAUGGACAUGGUGGUGUGUCAGCCUCACAGGACACAGAGCAGGUCUCACCAACCUUCCAUAACCCUGUCAGCUAACCAUCAGGGACUUCCCUGCUCCCCUCUAACACCAUCAUCUGUUCUGGCUAUAGUACCAAAGCACCUUUGGUUUAUGGUUGGCGUGAAUUUCUUUGGUGUUAAUAGUAACUGGACUUUUCUUUUUCUUUCAUUUCAUAUGAACUACCCAACUGUUUAGCAGACAUUAACAUCAUUUAAGGAAAGAAAAUAUUUCUGUUGUCUGGUAGAGUUUACCUUCCUAGCAGGUUACUGUGGUUAAUUAUGGCUCUAGCUAGCAGAGUCACUUUGGAAUUUUGUUGCCAUUUUUUCUGCAGACACUUGGCUGGAAAGUCAGUUUGUUACAGCAUUCUUCUCUAGUCAACUAAACUCGGCACAUUGAACCUUUUCUUUAGAAGUUCCAGCACAACUAAUGUUAGAUGAAAAUUGGCAAUGCCCCAUUUCUUUUUAUCUUCAACAGUGUGGUAAUGGGGAGAAUGAUAAUAUGAUUGUUUCUGCUACUAUCAAGCUGUUUCACAAGCUGAUAGAACCUCAGCUAACUCUCAUUUCCUAAGUUCAACUCUUUUUUUUUUUCCUCCUAACAUACAAAUGAAAUGUGAGAAACUUGACUGGAUUGUAUUAAGUUCCUGCAGAAAGACCGAGGCUUGCAGAGUUAAGGUUUAGGGUGAAUUGGAAAGUUGGUUGUAGUUUCAUUAAAGUAGGAGAGAUGGUCAGAAGGUACUAAAGCAAGUGUGAAAACCUCAUGAAAUGGGUGGAUAAUAAGUUGAAAUUAUUGAUAUGGGUAAGAAGGGGAGUUGUGAAAACUUAACAAACUUUGGGUUUGUUUUGGGGGCUUUUUUUUUUCUUAUAAUAACUAUGAACUGACAUGAUUCUUUAUGGCUUUAAUACUCUGAAGCUCUUAGCUUGGUGAGUCCUCAAAAGAGAACACAUUGAAUGUAUUUCUGCUUCCAAACUCACUUAUUUUGGUUUGGUGAUGCAGAGAACUUUUGAGUAGUCUAUUUCUAAUUUUCAUGAGAUCAAAUCAAAGAAAGCAAUUACUGAGGAAGAUACAGGAAAGAUAAGGAAGAAGACACGUUUUAGCUAAUGGAGCCUCUCCUUUGAGUUUAGGAAACCUUGUUUAAACAAUAUUUAUAUCAUAAUUUAAAUAAAUAAGACUGGAGGCAUUUUUCGUAGUUCCAAAUUUAUAGGACACAAGUAUUUUAGGUCUUAAAGAAGAACUCACAGAGAAAACUACCAAAUAUCUAACUAUUAAGCCUAUGAAGCAGCUACUAGUACAAUAAAAAUCUGAAGCAGAAUGAGAUGUGAUGCAUAAACUAGUUACAUUUGUCUCCUUCCUUCAACCAUAUGAGUUCCUAGAUCCAUUUUUUUGUAAAAAAAAAAAAAAAAACACAAAGAAUGUGAAAACAUUUGUUUUCUUUUUUCCUGCCUACUGGUGGCUGUCUUGCAAUAUAUCAAUAGAAGGAGUCUGGUUACUAAUUAAGACACAGCUGUUGGAUCAUCCGGGGACUUUAUUUUCACUUUUUUUUUUCCCUUAGACUCUGGAUCGUCACUUGCUGACUUUCCAAGUUUAAUUCCUUCAGUGCUUGAGAAGAAAGGAAUCAAAGGGUUCAGGUAAAGUUAAAAUCAAAAGAGAGAAUAGAUAUCACUGCCAGGCCUGAUGGACAAAGUCUGCUUUUCCUCUUGACAGCACCCACAAACAGUCAGAACGUUUUUCCUGAAACACUGGCCUCCCCAUCACUCCCUGAUAGGCCGAGUGAACAUCCUGCUGUCUUUCUACCUGCCUACGGCUUCCCGCAAUGGGACGGGGAUCGUGUCCUGCAACACCAUCACCAGAUAGUGCUUCCUACAAACCACAGACUUGUUUUGUAAACUUUUCUCAUGUUGAAUCAGAUCUGCUCACUGAUUUGAACAUUGGUUAUGAGCUUGUAUCUCACUAUAUUUCUUAUGCUUUGUUCUUUUACGCAAACCCUUAAAAUUGUGUUGUUUUGUGUACACACGUGAAGUUUGGAAAAAAAACAAACGAACACCUUGUGAGUUUUUGCUCAAAAUGUGGCAUAAAUAUUCAUUGGCAUGUCUAGAUAAACAAUUAAAAAUAAAGAUAAUUUCUUUAAAAUA
Cervus elaphus (red deer) is the source of this 5219-nucleotide messenger RNA. It is a transcript of the gene PDE7B, whose product is annotated as phosphodiesterase 7B. The coding region runs from base 399 to 1748 and encodes 449 amino acids. NCBI's taxonomy places the organism in Eukaryota, Metazoa, Chordata, Mammalia, Artiodactyla, Cervidae. The transcript is spliced from 13 exons. The record is from RefSeq and is a predicted model, not a curated record. Gene Ontology annotation, molecular function: 3',5'-cyclic-AMP phosphodiesterase activity.